Staurois parvus is the source of this 317-nucleotide messenger RNA. Lineage: Eukaryota; Metazoa; Chordata; Amphibia; Anura; Ranidae. The record is from the annotation of a GenBank genome assembly.
AUGGGUCGCUCUCAGGAGCUCAGUGAAUUCAAGCGUGGUCCCGUGAUAGGUUGCCACCUGUGCAAUAAGUCCAUCCGUGACAUUUCUUUGCUAAUAAAUAUUCCACGGUCAACUGUUAGUGGAAUUAUAGCAAUGUGGAAGCAACUGGGAAUAACAGCAACUCAGCCACGAAGUGCGCAUGCACAGAAGUCGCCAACUGUAUGCAGAGUUGAUAGCUAAAGAUCUCCAAACUUGUGAAGGGAACUCUUAAGGCGUCAGCAUACCAAGACAAUUUCAUGCUCCCAACUUUGUGGGAACAGUUUGGGGAUGGCCCCUUC